AUGCCUUUUGAAUCGAGAAGAAGCGAUAGCCUAAGAUUUUACUUAUCUUGGCCAGGUCCGGAAGGAAGUCAUGCCGCCUUAAAAGAUCAAGACGGUGCUUUACGAAGCCUAGCAAGAGAAGACGUUUACGAUACCGAAGGCUUUGCAAAAGAUGGUCAUCUUUAUGCUAAAGGAACGAUUAAAGCAAAAGGUCUUCGAACUAUGCUAAGGCCUUUACCGAAACAAGUGGUUCAUUAUAGCGAAGAAAGAGAAGGGAAAAUACAAGUUGAUCACUAUUCUAUACUCUUGGAUUUCUUCUUUAGAUACGAUCAAUUCCUUUUCGACGUUGAGUCUAAGGACAUGAUAGCUAUUCAAACGCUUAUCGGACUGCUUCGGAUGACCCGGAUACUUAUAAGAGCUACUAAUUCGAUCGCCCAAUUCGUUAAGGUCAUCUACAAGAUCCUUAUAGACUGCAUUCCUAACGUUUGCUUGCUUUACAUAAAUGACGUAAGAGUUAAAAGAUCGCGAUCUUUUUAUAAUUACGAAGAAGUUUUGCCCGGAAUUCGACGAUUCGUCUUAAAGCACAUUUAA
This is a messenger RNA of Drepanopeziza brunnea f. sp. 'multigermtubi' MB_m1, 570 nucleotides long. The record is from RefSeq and is a predicted model, not a curated record. NCBI's taxonomy places the organism in Eukaryota, Fungi, Ascomycota, Leotiomycetes, Helotiales, Drepanopezizaceae.